AGAACUCUGCGAUGGGCUGGCAGGAGUCCAUUGGGCUGGGCAGGCAGGUUCGGCUGGUGCUGCUGGGGAGGAGGAGGAGGAGGCUGCCGCUGGUGACGGUGGCUGUCCUCUCCGCAGGUCUGUGACGAGCCGCGCCACCGCGCCCGGGCGGACGGACGCCGGCGACUCGCGCCAUGGACGGUAGCUGCCUCAACGCCACCACCAAGAUGCUAGCGGCCGCUCCGGCUCGGGGCAACGUGAUGGGCGCCUCCAAACCCUUGGCUUUCUCCAUCGAGCGGAUCAUGGCGCGCACCCCGGAGCCGAAGGCCCUGCCGGUCCCCCACUUCCUGCAGGGGAGCGUGCCCAAGGGGGACCCCAAGCAUUCUCUGCACCUCAACUCGUCGAUCCCCUGCAUGAUCCCCUUCGUCCCCGUGGCCUACGACACGAACUCCAAAGCGGGGGCCAACGGCUCCGAGCCCCGCAAGGCGAGCCUGGAGACCCCCGCGCCGCCCGCCGCGGCGCCCUCGGCGCCCGCCUUCAGCUGCAGCGACCUGCUCAACUGCGCGCUGAGCCUCAAGGGCGACCUGGCCCGCGACGCGCUGCCGCUGCAGCAGUACAAGCUGGUGAGGCCGCGCGUGGUCAACCACUCGUCGUUCCACGCCAUGGGCGCCCUGUGCUACCUGAACCGAGGGGACGGCCCGUGCCACCCCGCGGCGGGCGUCAACAUCCACCCGGUGGCCUCCUACUUCCUCAGCUCCCCACUGCACCCACAGCCAAAAACCUACUUAGCCGAAAGAAAUAAACUCGUUGUCCCGGCGGUGGAGAAGCUCCCUUCCGGGGUAGCUUUCAAAGACCUCUCCCAGGCUCAGCUGCAGCAUUACAUGAAGGAGAGCGCCCAACUUUUGUCGGAGAAAAUCGCGUUCAAAGCCUCAGAUUUCAGCCGGGGCUCUCCUAACGCCAAACCUAAAGUUUUCACUUGCGAGGUCUGCGGAAAGGUCUUUAAUGCGCACUAUAACUUAACCCGUCACAUGCCGGUACACACCGGAGCCAGACCCUUCGUUUGCAAAGUGUGCGGAAAAGGUUUCCGGCAGGCCAGCACCCUUUGCAGGCACAAGAUCAUUCACACACAGGAAAAACCUCACAAAUGCAACCAGUGCGGUAAAGCAUUUAACAGAAGUUCCACGUUAAACACACACACCCGAAUUCACGCAGGCUACAAACCAUUCGUGUGUGAGUUCUGUGGCAAAGGAUUUCAUCAAAAAGGGAAUUACAAGAACCACAAGCUGACCCACAGCGGGGAGAAGCAGUUCAAGUGCAGUAUCUGCAACAAGGCCUUCCACCAGGUCUACAACCUCACCUUCCACAUGCACACCCACAACGACAAGAAGCCUUUCACCUGCCCCACGUGCGGCAAGGGCUUCUGCAGGAACUUUGACCUCAAGAAGCACGUCCGCAAGCUGCACGACAGCAGCCUGGGGCUGACCCGCGCGCCCAUGGGGGAGCCAGGCAGCGAGCAGCCGGCCCAGCUGCCGCAGCCGCAGCCCGGACCUCUGCCGCCCACGCUGCAGCCCGCGCUGCCGCCUCCCGGGCCUCUGCAACCCGGGCUUCACCAAGGCCGCCAGUGAGGGGGCCAGAGAUUUCCCCCAAAUCCAACAGUAGGGUCCCCACUGCGGAGGUCCGCAGGCGGCGUCGGACCUCUUGGUUCAGGCGCGCCUGCCAAACCCGAGGCCCCGCAAUUUCGGGCGGACCGUUCGCCUCGAUAAUCCUCGGCCUUUUCGCUUCUUGCAUGCACCUGCUAAAUGGUUUUGUGUAUUAUAUUCCAUAUAGGCACUAACAAUUAUGAUACCUUUGGAGAGGUUUAUUUCAAAAAAAAAAAAAACAUUUGCUUUAAGUUGAAAAGACUUUUCAUCUCGGGUGGAGAGAUGGUGUUUGUUUUGUUUUGUUUUGUUUUUAAACAAAUAUCUGCUGUAUUUAUUGAGAUCUGUAUUAUCCUACCCGGGAAUGCUGCAUCAUUUUAAUUUUAUUAUUGUAGAUAUUUCCAUUGUGUCGAUUCUACCGUCUCAAAAUGCCUGCUGACUGUUUCUAAUUUUCUCCUUCCCCCGAAGCAACAAAACGCGGCGCGUAUGUUCUAUAUACACACACGGAGGCCUGUGCCCAUGGAGGCGCAGCCGGCGUUCGUGAACACACGCAUACACACAGAUACACAUUAGAUAAGAGUGGUCAAUUAGGAAUGAAUCUGAACUUUGCUUUUAUUCUUGCACGUCGAAAUUGAUUCAUUGACGGUUGGAAAUAAAUACUUGGAACAUGCUUAUUUAAUCAAC
Messenger RNA from Meriones unguiculatus (Mongolian gerbil), 2300 nucleotides. RefSeq names its product FEZ family zinc finger 1 (gene Fezf1). The record is from RefSeq and is a predicted model, not a curated record. NCBI's taxonomy places the organism in Eukaryota, Metazoa, Chordata, Mammalia, Rodentia, Muridae. The transcript has 4 exons. Gene Ontology annotation, cellular component: nucleus. Bases 174 to 1604 code for a protein of 476 amino acids.